Messenger RNA from Candida albicans SC5314, 1401 nucleotides. It is a transcript of the gene PEX12, whose product is annotated as ubiquitin-protein ligase peroxin 12. Lineage: Eukaryota; Fungi; Ascomycota; Pichiomycetes; Serinales; Debaryomycetaceae. The coding region runs from base 1 to 1401 and encodes 466 amino acids. Gene Ontology annotation, cellular component: peroxisomal importomer complex; peroxisomal membrane. Gene Ontology annotation, molecular function: protein binding; zinc ion binding; ubiquitin-protein transferase activity. The record is from RefSeq and is a predicted model, not a curated record. The transcript has a single exon. Gene Ontology annotation, biological process: protein import into peroxisome matrix; protein monoubiquitination.
AUGGAAUAUUAUUCGUCUUUAGAUGCUUCUCAGUUGGAUUCUGAAAGACCGACAUUAUUUGAGCUAAUAUCUGCAAAUCAAUUAGAGUCAUUAUUAUCUCCAUCAUUACGAUACAUUUUGGUUCACUAUGCCAGUAAAUAUCCUCGGUACUUGUUACAAUUAAACAAUAAUUUUGAUGAACUCAAUUUAUUAUUACGAAGUUUUAUUGAAUGGUAUUUUUUAACUUAUUGGCAAGGGACAUUCACAGAAAACUUUUAUGGAUUGAAAAGAGUUAGUCAAACUCCUCUUUCUCAAGGGGAGUAUAAUUCUAGUCGUUUGACUCAAUUGGUACCAUCUAUGAUUGAAGAAAGAAGAAAAUUAUCUAAAUUACAGAAAUUAGUGUCAUUAUUUGAAGUUACUGGGGUAUCAUUUGUGUCUGAAAAACUAAAUUAUUGUUACGAAGUAUGGUAUACCAAAUAUGUGACCAAUCAAUUGAAUACAAGCGAUACUUUAACCACACAAGAAAAUGUCAAAAUAAAAAUAAAACGUAAAUUUGUUGAGAUAUAUCCAUAUUUACAAAGUGCUUAUAGAGCAGCAAAUUUUAUCACUACAUUGUUAUACUUGAGUGGGUCUUCAAAAUCACCAACCUUGUUGACUUAUUUGUUUAGAAUCAACUUUUCUCGUUUAAACCAAUAUGAUUAUUCCAAGAAUGAACCUAAACAACCGUUAAAUGAUUCUAAAAAACCAAAUAGAAUACACCCACCAACAGCAAUAGAGUAUAUUUUGAUGUUGUUGAGUAAUAAUGUGACCAAACCUUCUUGGAAGGCAAUAAAAUUUGUGUUGGGGACGUUUUUCCCAGUAGCCAUUUUCACAUUGAAAUUCCUUGAAUGGUGGAAUAAUUCCGAUUUUUCAUCGAAACUUUCUAAAAAUUUAGGUAAUGUUUUGGAUUUUACUUUGCCACCACCAUCAUCAUUAACUUCUGCACUUAGAUCUUAUAAAAAUGAAGAGAAGAAAGACAGCGGAACAGAAAUAAAACAACAAAAGAAAAAGCAGUACAAAUCAGGUAAAGUAUGUCCAUUGUGUAAGAAGGAGUUGACCAAUCCAGCUAUAAUUGAAACAGGAUACGUUUUCGACUAUAGUUGUAUUUAUAAUUAUUUGGAGAAAUCACAUAUAAUUGUAUCGAAGAAACUUCAAACCAAACAGAAAGAUGAAGAAGACGACAAUAUUUAUUCUGAGGAUGAGAGUGAAGAUGAAAAUAUUGAAAACGAAAAGAAAGAAGAAGCAAAAGAAAAAGAGAAUGUUGUUAUUGACAUUAACAAAGGUGGCAGAUGUCCAAUAACUGGACGUAGAUUGUUAGGAUGCAAAUGGAAUCCCAUCAAAGAAGAAUGGGAGAUUGAAGGGAUUAGAAGACUUAUAUUUUAG